Messenger RNA from Cetraspora pellucida, 144 nucleotides. The record is from the annotation of a GenBank genome assembly. NCBI's taxonomy places the organism in Eukaryota, Fungi, Glomeromycota, Glomeromycetes, Diversisporales, Gigasporaceae.
AUGCUAAAAGACAUUAAUAAUAUAUUAGAACAUGUAAUGCAUGCUAAUGAAAAGACAAAAGGACCCCUUUACUUUAUUUCAGUAUCAUCACCAUUUUAUCAAGCCGCUUUAAACGUAAAUUAUUUCAUUAUACAUGAAUUUUGA